Messenger RNA from Lodderomyces elongisporus, 2712 nucleotides. RefSeq names its product Fgr32p (gene FGR32). The transcript has a single exon. Gene Ontology annotation, molecular function: protein binding. Lineage: Eukaryota; Fungi; Ascomycota; Pichiomycetes; Serinales; Debaryomycetaceae. The record is from RefSeq and is a predicted model, not a curated record. The coding region runs from base 1 to 2712 and encodes 903 amino acids.
AUGCCACCAAAGAAGGAUGCUUUUGCUGAUCUAUUCCAAUCGGCUAGCUCCAGCUCGGGCACCACGGGCAAUGGAGUUAAUUCAAGAUUGAACAAAUUGUCAUUGGCAGAGAGAGAACGGCUACAACGAAGUGGUAGUCAAUCUCCUCAACCGCUUCAUUCACUUCAAGCACAACGAUCUGGACAUCAAACAAAUAAUGCAACUCCAUAUGGUCUGCACAGUUCCAGCUGGUCGAACUUGGAUAUCUUAUCACCACAACCAAGUGGAGGAUCAAAGAUUCCUAGCAAGACAGCUUCGCCGUUGGUUAGCUCACAAUCGACUCGUAAUGGGACCCCACUUAGCCAAAACUCUACACAACCCAGGUCUUUUAAUGGAACUACGACAAAUGGAUCCCAAGCUAUGGCGACUGAGGAUGAUGACCCAUUUGCUAUUUUCAACAAACCAUCACACCAAAAGCAGAGUAUUCAGUCUCCGGCUUUGAAUAAUAGUGGUAUUAGUAGCAAAGAAACUACACCAGCGACAAAUGGGCAUGAGAUAUCACUACUCGACGAAGAGUUUGCGGAUGCAUUCGACCAACCCCGCCCAGCAUUGCAAUCAGCAUCGCAAUCAGCAUCUAGCUUAGCAUCGCAACCAAAGAGUCGUAAUGAAACUCGUAGUGCGACACCACAGGAUGACGAGCGUGACCGCGUGAUUGCCGAACUAAUAGACAUUGGGUUUUCCAUAGACGAUGCAAAUGAAGCAAUUCGUAAAUGUGUACCACCAGAUUUACAAAAAUGCGUUAAUUACAUAAUGAGCAAAUCUGCUGGAAACACAAAAGGAGGGAGACGGACACAAGACAAUAGUGGUAGUGGUGGCAGCGGUGGUAAUGAUAGUAAUCGUUAUAGCUCAUCGAGGUCGAAGCAUGCACGCAGAGCAGAGAAUGUUAAUGAUGAUGAUAAUAAUAAUAAUAAUAACAACAACAAUAAUGAUGAUGGUUAUAGUGAUAGUUCUAUUCUAGGUGUUCGUCCUGAAGGUAUAAACUUUAAUGAUUUGGGUAACGAUAUCUUUCAAAAAGCCAACACAUUUUUCAAUUUCUCCAAGAAGAAGGUUAUGGAGAAUAUUAGUCAGUUUAGUGGUGGUUCUUCUUCGCCGCUGGGUAGUGAUGAUAAUAUUCCUGCGUGGAUGAAGACGCAACAUAAAUACAAGGCAGAUGCCCACGAGAAAAAGUAUGGUGGUGAAGAUUAUGGAACUGAUGAAGAGAAUAUCAAUCGCGAGGAAAUUGAGCGAUAUAUGAGGAUGCAGAGGGAGAAGGAGAAAGAAAGACUUCGAAGGAAGGAAAGAGUAGAUGGGGAAACGAGGGACAAGAGGGGGAGUAUGGAGAAUAGAAGAGAUGGACGUCUGCCUGCAACGCAAGCAAGUAGACUUUCCUCAUCUAGAACCAGUUCAAUGACACCGCCAACUCCACCACCACCUCCUUCUUCUUCUUCUCAACCGCAAAGACCAGAUCGUCCUAUUACAUCUAGAACAAACUCUGCAAAUUCUGCAAAUUCUGCAAAUUCGAGUGCAAGAAGCAAUUUGUCGUACACACAUUCUCAAAUGGCAAACCCGGAAUUACCCAAUCACACAAUCCCUUCAAACAAGUCCUCCAGUUUACUAUCCAAACAGUCGGCACUGCAUGCCGAGGUUGACUUAUUGGGUCUUUCUACAAGCAGCGAGCCAGCUAAAUCGACUGCAUCUAACCUUCGGGACACUCUGCCAUUGAACCAAUUCCAUCAAACUGAUUAUACUACGAAUAAAGCCAAUGCUACCAAGGCAUUCAAGAGUGGAGAUUAUACUACUGCAUUGGAGUUGUAUAAUAUGUGUUUGCUGAGUCUACCUGCCAAACACGAAUUACGCAUUGUUGUGCUUUCCAAUUUGGCAUUGACUAACAAACUACUGGGACACUUACGCACGGCACUCGAAAGUGUUGAGGAGGCAUUGCAGUUGAUGAACUUGGAAGAGUGUAAUGAUAAUGCGGUAAUUGUAGCCGAGAAGCCAGUAAAGUAUUGGUAUGUGAAACUAGUUUCUAUUCAAGCGGAGACUUUGGAGUUGAUGGAGAAAUACGCAGAUUCAUUGGAAAGGUAUGUCUUGUUGAUUCAGAAAUUGGGAUGUAACGACAAGAAGGUAAUGGAUGGCAAGAGGAGGGUAGAUAGGAUUAUCAAUCCCGAGAAUUAUAAGCCUGUCAAGAAACCAGCGCAUCAACUGAGUACAGGGACAAGUGCAAGUGCAAGUGCAAGUGCAAGUGCAAGUGCUAGUAAAAACACAUCGAAUAAGCCAGGAGCAAUGGCUGCCACUGCUGAGCAAAGAGAGGGUUCUGCUUUACCAGCGGCAUCAUCUGUUCAGUCUGCUUCUCGAAAUGUAGAACAAGAGCUUGACCCAUUGGUGAAAGAUCGGUUAGAGUCAAAAGUGCAAAACUGGACCAAGUCCAAGAAUAAUGAAUUACGAGCAAUGCUCACCAACUUGCAUGAGAUUCUCCCUAUAUCCUUGCCUAAUGACAAGUUGCGUCAUUUGCAACUUACUGAUUUGGUGUUACCGAAGCAAGUCAAGAUUCAGUAUAUGAAGGUGAUUAGUUCGAUACAUCCUGACAAAUUGGCCUCUAGAAGUUUGAGUUUGGAGGAUGCGUUGGUGUGUUCCAGUGUCUUUAUCACAUUGAAUGAGAGAUGGGAUUUGUUUAGAAAGGAAGAGAGCAUCUGA